Messenger RNA from Drosophila virilis, 3587 nucleotides. RefSeq names its product focal adhesion protein tensin (gene by). Gene Ontology annotation, cellular component: focal adhesion. Gene Ontology annotation, molecular function: protein binding. Lineage: Eukaryota; Metazoa; Arthropoda; Insecta; Diptera; Drosophilidae. The record is from RefSeq and is a predicted model, not a curated record.
UCAAUCAGUCGUUCGGAAUUCGCGAAACUAUGCGGUCGCCGUACGAAGAUAGUGCUGCCGUGUCUACGGAUAACAAGUAUCACACCAGCUACAGCUAUAAUAGCCACACGAAUAAUAAUAACAAUAAUUACCAUAAAAACUUUAAUGGCAACGGCAAUGGGAUACCCUAUCACGCGCGCGAAAAUUCAUUGCCCUUUAGCUACGGCAAUGCCAAAACGGCGACGCCGCUGCGCAAAACGCCAACGCCAACGCGCGCCGAUAGUUUUCUCGACUUUGAUUUUGGCUUAGGCAGCAAUAGCAACAGCAACAAUAAUUAUAACAAUAAUAAUAUUAAUAAUAAUAACGAUAGUAGCAGUGGGAGUGAUAUGAUAAAGCCGCAGCCACGUUUAACGAGCCCUCUGCUGGUGCGCAAAACACUCGGCAGCCGUGUGAAUGCAAAUGGCAACACGAAUGGCUCGAAAAUGAAUACGAAUUCGAAUACGAAUACGAAUACGAAUACCAUAUCGAAUACCUAUCAUUAUGGGUCAGCGGCGAAUGUGACACCGCCGCGCGUCGACUUUGAGCAGCAGCUGCGCGAGCGGCGCGACAAAGUCUACAACGAGUAUCGAGAACGUGAAAAGGAGCGUGAAUUGGAACGUGAAUUGGAACGUGAGUUGGAACGUGCUGCGGCACGUGUGCCGCCCACGCCUCCGCUGCGACGCCAAAGCAACGGGCUGAGUCACAGUAAAUACAAUUAUGAUUUUGAGUUCAAUUUAAAUUUGGAUGAUAUCAACGAACGCAGCUCGCUGCCAGCGCCAGCGCCAGUGCCAGCCCCAGCACCAUAUAAUACACGGAAUAUAGAGUAUCGGCAGGAUAUGGAUGUGCCGGAUGGUGCGAUCAGUGGCAACAGUCGGCGCUUGGAGUCCACAAUUGUGGAACGCAAUUAUCACACAAUUAACCGAAGCAGCCACAACAACAGCAACAGCAGCAGCAGCAGCAGCAGUAAGAGCAACAACAACAACAACAACUACUACCACAGCUUGGAACGACCUCCAAUGGAAGUGACAUACAAACAGCUAGUGGAGCCACAGAUGGAGCAGCAGGCGCACAUUUAUGGCCAGAGCCAGCUGCAUCUGGAGACGCACACGCGAAACCGUCGCGAUUUGUCGCCCAUUUAUGCCAUCAGCACAAAACGCAACACGGCUGCAGCUGCUCCAAAUAGCAAUGGACAGCAGCAGGCGGAUUACCUGUUAACGCCCAGUCCCACUAGUCCCCGGCCAGAGACGCCCGCUUUUCCGGUCACGCCACGCACACCAUUCGGCAGCAGCACCUUGCAGCGCGCCUCGCCCACCACCGAGUCCAUAUACCAGACGAUGGCCUCUGCCCGGCAGCGUCUCAACUCAGCGCCGUCGCCCACCUUUGAGGUGGCGGCGGAUUUGGUGAAAUUUGCACGCAACUCGGCCAAAUUCUGGUAUAAGCCCAUGCUCUCCCGGGAGGAUGCCAUUGCCCUGCUGAUGAAUGCACCGCCGGGCACAUUUCUGGUGCGUGAUUCGACCACCUAUGCGAAUGCCUACGGUUUGGUCUUGCGCGUGGCCCAGCCGCCGGCGGGCAGCCAUGAGCUGGUGCGUCAUUUUCUCAUCGAGCCCACGCAGCGUGGCGUCCAUUUGAAGGGCUGCGACAAUGAGCCCACGUUUACCUCGCUCUCGGCAUUGAUCUAUGAGCAUUCCAUUAACAAGCUGGCGCUGCCCUGCCUGCUGCUCAUACCCGAGGCGGAUGUGGUGCCCGGACUGGCGUCCACAACGGCGGCACAGCAGCAGCUGCUCACCCAUGGUGCGGCAACCAAUGUGCUGUGGCUCUACAGCUGCGAUACGGAAUCCCUAACCGGUAACGAGGCCAUACGCAAGGCCAUACGGCUGAUGUACGCACAGAAGCCGCUGCCGACGCCCACCGAGGUGCACUUCAAGGUCUCCGGCCAGGGCAUCACGCUGACGGACAACACACGCAAGAAGUUCUUCCGGAAGCACUAUACGGCCGAUGUGAUCUCGCACUGUGCCAUCGACCCGGAGAAUCGCAUGUGGAGCAACAAUCCCAACGAAUCCGACAAGAAAACCAUCUUCGCCUUUGUGGCGCGCAGAUCGCACAGCUCCAAGGAUAACCAGUGUCACGUCUUCUGCGAUCUAUCUGUCGCCCAGCCCGCGGCGGCCAUUGUCUCCUUUGCCAAUCGCACGCUGCCCACCGAGAAGCAGCGCAACUACGUGCUUUGAGGUGCGCCCGGACAUGGAAUGCGCCACCGAAAGGCACCGAAGGCGACUUACCGUUAAGUCUGUACAGUGUUGUACAGCGCACAUAAAUUGCAAAUGUCACGAGCAUUACACGAAGCAACAGAAAAUAAAAUGUAACAACAAAUAUAUUAACAAUAUGAUGUCACUCACACACACACCCACACACACACACACACACACAUUUAAGUUGACUAGGCGCACAGUGGAGCAAAUCACAGUGCAUAUACAAAUAUAUAUAAAAAAUCAAUUUGUGUGAGUAGAAAAAAUAGUUUCGUUUUAAAAAUUAAUAAGUAUAUACAGUACGCCCCCGCUCAACUCGACCGCUGAAAAUUGGACCAAUUGGACCUUAAAAUGCCUUUUAUUCACAAUAAUACUAAAGUAAUUUGAAUAAAUCUAUGUGUACAUUCAUUUUAUUUGAUUUAUGUUUGGAAAAACUCAAAACUUAUCAUGCGUGAAUAUUCCAAGUUAAUUUUCUUACAGAGUUAACUUUCUAAGCGAGUCUAAAAUGUUAAAAAUUCUAGUGUUGCGUGUAUUAGGGGUUGCGUAGAGCGAGUACGUACUGUACUUGUUCAGCCUUUUUUAUCACAGAUCUAGUAUGCUUAUAUAAUUAAAAAAGUAUGUUUUUUUUUUGGCUAAGAAUAAAUAUCAAUAAAAUUGUACUUGUAGCCUGAAGUCUAAACAUGUCAAAUUGUACAGAAAUUCAUCGAAACAAUCUAUCAGCUAAUGAUAUUUAGUUAGCUUAAGCUUUAUUAUUAUAUUUAAAAUAAUAUUCAACAAUUUCUACAAACCUUGCUGUAUGUGUGUUUUUUUUUUGAACCGUUAAAACAAUUAGAAGCUUAUCAAAAUUGUUUGUUUUUUUUUGUGCUUUGUUCGAGCGCUUCUGCUUCACCGUGCUCAGAUUUAAACGAAUUAAGAUACCUGAAACAAAUAAUUUGCUAUGUGUGCAUAAUGUUUGUGUCUGUUUAUAUAAUGUAAGUUUAAAGGCUAAAAUAUGCCACACGAAAGCUAAUUUAUCUAAUAUGUAUCUGCAAAUGUUCGAUACAAAUAAUCUUAAUUUAGAAACAUGCGCGCAACGUAAUAAAUGUUAAUUUAAUACACAAUAUUCGACAAAUAAAUAAAUAAUAAUACAAAAAAAAAAAACAAAAACAAAAUUAAUUAUUGCAAACGCUAAACAAGUUUGCCAUACAAUUUAUAUCUUUACGUAAUAUGUGUAAGUAAAUGCGCAUAGAAAUCAUUAAUAAAUACGUGUUUGGACUUAAGAUCUACUAAUUGAGUCAAUAUAAAUAAAGUGCAAUGAUGUUGAAGAUGAAUGUAUACCUAACAAAA